AUGCACUUGCCAGAAACAGCAAUGGAAAUCAAACACCCACGUCGCAUUCUCGUGUUAGGCAGACCAGAUAGCGACAUUUCUCGCGUUGUCAAAGGUAGACCAUACUCUGUUCCGCGAACCCGCACAUGUUUAACGGCAGCACAGGCUCAUNNCACUGCGACAGAUCUGACGGGUUCUGCACCCACCCUCGACCCAUCUACUGGCUCCCUUGCCGGAGUGACGCACGAAUGGACAAUCAGCACCCCAUACUACACAGCCGCCAUCCCCAUCUGGAUUGACGAAGUCAUCGACGUCGAAGCCUGGAAAGCCGACUUCCUGAAACCCGAAGCUCAAGAAGUGGUCGACGCCUUGGGCGCAUGGAUCUAUUGCUUUGACAGCGCAAAGCAAGAGUCAGCAGAGGAAGCCAAGAUAUCCGAACAAGUGGAAAAGACCAUGAAGGCUGUUAGUGAGGUGGUGGAGAAAGCCUGUGGCAUCAUGUGGGAUGGUACGCGUCUUGCCAUCGACCUCACACCCUCCAACAAAGACAAGUCUACUGCUGUUGCCGAAGAGAUAUGUCUGGAUUUCGGAUUCGAGUACAUUCACAUAGCUGCGACAGGCAAAAACGAAUAUGGAGAAAAGCUAGGUCUGGACAGGGCGAAAGAGGCACUUGAAGCAAAUGAAUGGUCUGCAUCUUCCGUAGACGAAGAUGAUGAAGACAAUAUCGGAGGCAUGGAUGACGAACAAGCGCAGAUGAAUGCUGAGCUUUGGGGUAUGAAGGCUUCUCUGCUAGAUCCGGAUAAUGAAGGCGAUGAGGAUGAGGGAAGUGCUUUGCAGAUUGAAGGCAUGGAGCAGAUGAUGAGUCAGUUGAUGGCUAUCNNAAAGACUACUGCCGGCAUGCCAGAGAACGAGCGCAAGCGGUAUGCUGCUCGAGCUGUUGACGAUCUUAUGAAGAACUUUGAUUGA
Messenger RNA from Aureobasidium vineae, 942 nucleotides. NCBI's taxonomy places the organism in Eukaryota, Fungi, Ascomycota, Dothideomycetes, Dothideales, Saccotheciaceae. The record is from the annotation of a GenBank genome assembly.